Messenger RNA from Anolis carolinensis (green anole), 1846 nucleotides. Its product is annotated as BPTI/Kunitz domain-containing protein-like. The record is from RefSeq and is a predicted model, not a curated record. Gene Ontology annotation, molecular function: serine-type endopeptidase inhibitor activity. NCBI's taxonomy places the organism in Eukaryota, Metazoa, Chordata, Lepidosauria, Squamata, Anolidae. Bases 1073 to 1720 code for a protein of 215 amino acids. The transcript has 5 exons.
AACCACUGGCAAUUAUCUUCGAGAGUUUUUGGAGAACAGGAGAAGUCCCAGAAGAUUGGAGGAGGGCGAAUGUGGUCCCUAUCUUCAAGAAGGGAAAAAAGAACGACCCAAACAAUGUCUCUGUAGAUGGCCGAUUCUCUCACACCAGAAUUGACUUGCAAUAUGUUCUCAAUUCACUUCUGACACGACAAAAAUGAUCUAUUAGCCAAAAACACAGUCUGGAAGUUGAGAAUAGCAAGGAUCUAUUAGAAAUUCUGCACAAUAAUGAGAACCUGCAGGGUAUUUAAUUACCCAAAAGCUGAAAUUCUGAGAGAGAAAGGAUUUUCUUUUGCUUUUCUACCCCUGAGCUUAAUGGCUGGAUUCUUCCUAUACCCCAUACUUUAUAUGGUUAAACUCCUCUUCCAGUCAAUGACCAAUACCUCCCUCCUCAGUUUUCUGUCCCAUGUACCCUAGCCAUCAAAAAUGGCUGCGGAGCAAAUCUCCCAAAUCCAUUCUACGAAGCCUUUACUUUUAAAGGCAGCACUUUUGCUCUGAGAUUCCUCUCCUUGUCUUUAGGGUUAUUGGAAAGAGGCUCAGGGCCUGAGAUCAAGACACAAGCACAUUCAAAAAGUAUUGAUUUCUGUUUAAAAUCCUACUUUAAAUAACCUUCAAAAGAAAAUAUUUGAAGAUUUUCUGAAUAGUGCUAGAGCACAAAAAAGUUUUACUCUGUUUCGAAUAUCAUUUCUUAAGAUAGAAUCCUCUGUCGCCCAGAACUCUUUAGCAGUCUGAAUACAAAAAAAAGGAGGUUUUUGCAUCACAAAUUAUAAUGCUUGCAUCAAUGCCCUACCAUAGGAAUUAAUCUCCUCCUACUUGCAUCCAGGUGGUGCUGGUUAGCUUUAUGGCUCUAAUUUAGGCCUAGUUUGAAUGGAAUCAUACUUAUUUUAGAACAGAGAGUUGCUCUGAAGUAAACACCAAUUCCACAAUGUCCUUACUUGUUGACUAAUUGUUCUGUCUGGUCGAAUGCCCUUCUGCGUUCCUUUGUCUAUAUAAAGUAACUUUGUUCCAUGCUGGGCAUUCUCAUAACACAGCUAGCAUGCUGUACAAUCAUAUUGUUCUCCCCAUCCUCUUUCUUAUAGGAUUUCUGGCCCCCUGCUUUGGACCACAGUAUGUCGAUCUCAGUUCAGUUCCUGUUUCUUACCCUCCAAAGUGCAAACUGAGAAGAAAAGUUGGACGUUGCAAAGGAAAGCUUGAACGGUAUUACUUUGACAUGGGAAGGAAGCGAUGCCUGCCUUUCACUUUUUCUGGCUGUGGAGGCAAUGAUAAUAGGUUUGUAACGCUGGUGGACUGUCUUCUCCACUGUGAAAACAUGGACCAAUUGCCAAGAAUAUGUUCAUUGCCGAAAUCCAUAGGAUGGUGCUCUUCAUCUGUUCGCCGUUUUUACUACGACACUGAAAUAAGAAUGUGUUUGCCGUUUAUUUAUAGAGGCUGCCUAGGCAAUAGCAAUAACUUUGAGUCAAUAAAAGAAUGCAGGAGGAAAUGUCAACAAUAUGGAUCUUGGCCGGAAGUGUGUACAUUGCAAAGAGACCCAGGCUCAUGCAUUGCGUCCAUUCCUCGUUAUUACUUCGACUUCAACAGCAAGAGGUGCCGGGUAUUCCAAUAUGGUGGUUGUGAGGGCAACAAUAACAACUUCGGAAGUCUGAGUGAUUGCAAUCAUAUCUGCACAGAGUUUAAAAGGUUCUGAACCACUUCCACUUCCAGCGCAUAAAGAACCCUUUGAGAACUUCAGUAGUUUGAGCUGAAGUGUCUGUCAUGGUUCUCGCGUCGAUUCAGAAAUAUGUUUUCCAAUAAACAUAUCUGUUCUGCAGCA